UUUCUUUUUAGACAAUAUUGUAAUAGUCUUGUAAAAAUUGUCUUUAAAAUUCUGUGGUGUUAAAAUAUCUCAUUUGAUAUUAGUACUGGAAAUAAUCAUUGAUGGCCCCUAGCUCAACCCUCUCAUUUUACAAAUGGGAGAAUUAAAACCUGGGCUAGUUAAUUGCCUUUCCAAACCCUCAAGGCUAGGUAGGGCCGUGGCCCAGAGCUCUUGUUUUCCAGUUCAUUGUUCAUUCUGUCAUUUAGAAAAUGUUUGGUACCUUUUAAAAACAUCUUCUGUCAUUAAGUAUUUGUAAUGACAGAAGAAAGAACAUUCUAAUGUCACUUUUUCCUGGACAUAAUUACAGAACUCCAUGUAUGUCAGACACCAAGCUAUCCUCUUUACAUAUAUUAUGCCAUUUAUUUCUCAUUUUGAUGCUGUAAUGUAGUUUAAUAUUAUUAUUAUUGUUAUUUUGAGAGAGUUGCACUCUGUUGCCCAGCCUGGAGUGCAGUGGUGCAGUUCAGCUCACUGCAGCCUCCACCCCACCUCCCAGGUUCAAGCGAUUCUCCUGCUUCAGCCACCCAAGUAGCUGGGAUUACAGGUGUGCGCCAACAUGCCCGGCUAAUUUUUGUAUUUUUAGUAGAGACGGGUUUCACCAUGUUGGCCGAGCUGGUCUUGAACUCCUGACCUCAAGUGAUCCACCUGCCUCAGCCUCCCAAAGUGCUGGGAUUACAGACCUGAGCCACCGUGCCCCACCUAUUAUCUCCUUAUUCGCUUUUUAAAGAUGGAAAAUGGAAGCUUACAGAAGUUAACAUCUUAUUACACAUUAGACAGCAGUGGUAAAACUAAGGACUCACCUGAAAUCAACAAUUGUUAAGGUUUGGUGAUACUGAUAAUAAUAGCAGAAUGUACUGGGUGAUAAUUGUGUGCCAGGCACCUUUCUCAGCAUUUUGUGUACAUUAAUUCAUUUAAUCUUUACAAUAACUUUAUGAGGUAUAGGUUUUCAAAAUAAAGAUUUUCUUAUCACAUUUUUUUUUUUUUUAAUUUUUUUGAGAUGGAGUCUUGCUCUGUUGCCCAGGCUGGAGUGCAGUGGCCUCGGCUCACUGCAACUUCUGCCUCCUGUGUUCAAGCACUUCUCCUGUCUCAGCCUCCUGAGUAGCUGGCAUUACAGGUGUGCGCCACCAUGCCCAGCUAAUUUUAGUAUUUUUAGUAGAGAUGGGGUUUCACCAUGUUGGUGGGGCUGGUCUCGAACUCCUGACUUCAUGAUCUGCCCGCCUCGGCCUCCUAAGUGCUGGGAUCACAGGUGUGAGCCAUCGCCCCUGGCCAUUAUCAUCAUUUUAAAGUAAGGAAAUUGAAGUGAAGCAACUUGACCAAAGUCAUAUAACUAAUAAGUGGUAUCUCUGCAUUUUUUUAUCUUUUGAAUUUGUUAUUAAAAUCUAGUAAAUAAGUUGAUAUUCAUAAGAUUCUUUAUUGUCCAAGGAGUUUUAAUGCAUGUAGUGAGGAUCAUUUAACUACUUUUAUUUUAAAAGCUGAGGUAUAAAUUCAGAAACCAAUAAAUAAAACUUUGGCAAUUAAAAUGCAGAUUCUGGGCGAGAUUUGGUUUGUGAGGUUCGACAAGUAGCAGUCACCAUCUCUGCUUGCUGAAAAGCUGCAGAGGCCACCGAGAACCUACGCACCUGAGUCUUUUACCUUUACCCAAGAAAAGAAUAAAAGAGGUCAGAGGAUGACAACUGUGUCCUCAACAGCCAGGCCCCAGGAAUCAGUGGCUUUUGAUGACGUGGCUGUGUACUUCACUAAGAAGGAAUGGGCCAUCAUGGUGCCUGACCAGAGAGCCUUAUACAGGGAUGUGAUGCUGGAGAACUAUGAGGCUGUGGCCUUUGUAGCAGUACCACCGACUUCUAAACCAGCUUUGGUCUCUCAUCUGGAGCAAGGGAAAGAGCCCUGUUUCACCCAACCACAGGGAGUCCUAAGCAGGAGGGACUGGAGAGCAGGCUUUAUAGGACACUCAGAACUGAGAAGAUAUACUUACUUAGCUAAAGCAAUGUUAUAUGUAAUAAAAUCAAAAAUUCUUCAAAAUCGUCGAUGCUGGGAAGACAGGAGAAAGGCUUAAUUCUUGACAUUUAAAUACCAGUUUUCCAAGUCAGGACUUGAUGUAAGAGCCACCUUAAAUGAUGUCAAAUGCACAUUUUCUUUUUCUGUAGACUACUUUCUGUAGUUAAUGUUUUUCAUUCAUUAAAAUAAUUCAUUUUGAUGUAAAAAAAAAAUGCAGAUUCUGGUUCAGUAGGACCAGAAUAGGGCCUGAGAGUACAUUUCUAACAGACCUUAAGAGAUCACCUGUGUUUCUGGACCACAUUUUGAGUAGCAAGGGUAAACAGGUAUCACUAUGACGAAAAAAAAGAACUUUUCAGUAUCUUGUUGGUCUGAGAUUCCAAUAUUACAUUUUUCACUGGUGGAGUCAUAUGAAUUAGCCCAUAAAUUGUCAUGUGAAACUUCUUGUUCCUGCCAAGUGAGUCAUUUGAAUUGAGCAUGUUCAUUUACUUAAGAGGGCCAAUGCCAGCUUCUCUAUAAAACAAAGUGCCAGUAUACUGUACCAGCAUGAUUUAUAGAGGGAAAAAUACUUUUUAUGAAGUGUCAUCAGAGAUAAUGCCAAAGUCAAAGUCUGUUUUGAGAAAAUUUAUUUGACCAUAAGAAACAGCAAUAGAUUCCAUAGGAAACUUGAUAUUGCCUGUGUAAUGUAAGGGGUGACAGACUUUUGCUACCUCGAAUAAGAUAAUUUUUAUAAAAAAUUAAAAUAUGUUAUUAGAAUUUUACCUUAUAAAAAUGUACUGCUUCAUACUUUAAAAAUGUAUAACUGUGAUCCUAGACUGGGUCCUGUAAUAGAAGGAAAAAUGCUAUCAAAACCAUUAAUGGGGCAAGUGACAAAACUGAAACAUAGCCAGUGGAUUAGAUAAAGAUACUGUAUUACUGUUAAAUUUAUCGAAGUUAAAUACUAUGAUUAUGUAAAAGAAUAUCCUUAAUGUUAGGAAUUUUUUUUUUUUUUUGAGAUGGAGUUUCACUCUUGUUACCCAGGCUGGAGUGCAAUGGCGCGAUCAUGGCUCACUGCAACCUCCGCCUUCUGGGUUCAAGUAAUUGUCCUGCCUCAGCCUCCCGAGUAGCUGGGACUACAGGCGUGCACCACCAUGCCCAGCUAAUUUUUGUAUUUUUAGUAGAGACGGGGUUUCACCUUGUUGACCAGGAUGAUCUCUAGCUCUUGACCUCGUGAUCCACCUGCCUCAGCCUCCCAAAGUGCUGGGAUUAUAGGCGUGAGCCACUGCGCCCAGCCUAAUCAGGAAUUUUAAGAGUAAAGGGCCUCUAAGUUUGGUGGCUCACACCUGUAAUCCCAGCACUUGGGAUGCUGAGGCGGGCGGAUCACGAGGUCUAGAAAUUGAGACCAUCCUGGCCAGCAUGGUGAAACCCCGUCUCUACUAAAAAUACAAAAACUAUUAGCUGGGUGUGGCAGUGUGCAUCUGUAGUCCCAGCUACUCAGGAGGCUGAGGCAGGAGAAUCACUUGAACCCAGCAGGCAGAGGUUACAGUGAGCUGAGAUUGCACCUCUGUACUUCAUCCUGGCAAGACAGCGAGACUGUGUCUCAGUUUCAGGGAGGGGAGGGGAAAGCCAAGCACAGUGGCCUAUGCCUGUAAUCCCAGCACUUUGGCCAGGUGGAUCGCUUGAGGUCAGGAGUUCAAUACCAGCCUGGCCACCACGGCGAAACCCCAUCUCUACUAAAAUUUAAAAAAUUAGCUGGUGUGGUGACAGGCACCUGUGGUCCCAGCUACUCAAGAGGCUGAGACAGGCGAAUCCCUUGAUCCUGAGAGGUGGAGGUUGCAGUAAGCCAAGAUCAUGGUACUGCACUCCAGCUUGGGUGACAGUCAGACCUUGUCGCCAAAAAAGAGAGUAAAAGGCCAUGAUGUAUACAACGCACUCUCAGAUAGUUCAGUCUCUCCUCCCAGAUCGAUAUAUAUAUACAUAUAUAUGGAAAAAAGGUAAUAAAUGAAUCAAAAUGUUAGAUAAAUAAUAUUUAGAUAGAUAAAUCUGGAUAAAGGGCAUAUAGAUUUUCUUUGCACUAUCCUUACAACUUUUCUCUAAGUUUAAAAUUUCAAAGUAUUUGUGUGUCUAAACAAAAAAGGUGCAGUUAAAAAAAAGAAGGAAAAGAAACUCCAAAUGAAAAAUAUUGUGAGGGAAAAUUGCAUAAGAUGGAUUUAUAUUUACUAAUACAAAUGUUUUAUUUAGUGCUAAAAUUUAUUCAAAAUUUGACAAAGCAAAUUAUUGUAAACAGGUUCAGUGUAUAAUCUAGGAAGUGCAUUUUCAAACAUAUUUGAGUAUUCUAUACAUAUUUUAUAUGUAAAUGUUUUAAAUUUAAAAGAAUUUAAAGCCAGUGUGUUUAAUGUUUUCUUCUCUACCUACAUAAAAUACAAGAUAACUGUUUAGAUAUUUAUUCGUUGUUCAGUAGUAUCUGAAUUCUUGAAUCCUUUAAAAUGAAUUUUACUUUAAAACUAAAUGAGUUGGCCGGGCGCGGUGGCUCACACCUGUAAUCCCAGCACUUUGGGAGGCCGAGGCGGGUGGAUCACGAGGUCAAGAAAUUGAGACCAUCCUGGUCAACAUGGUGAAACCCUGUCUCUACUAAAAAUACAAAAAAUUAGCUGGGCAUGGUGGCGCAUGCCUGUAAUUCCAGCUACUCAGGAGGCUGAGGCAGAAUUGCCUGAACCCAGGAGGCAGAGGUUGCGGUGAGCCGAGAUGGCGCCAUUGCACUCCUGCCUGGGUAACAAGAGGGAAACUCCGUCUCAAAAAAAAAAAAAAAAAAAACUAAAUGAGUCAUCAG
Messenger RNA from Callithrix jacchus (white-tufted-ear marmoset), 4837 nucleotides. Lineage: Eukaryota; Metazoa; Chordata; Mammalia; Primates; Cebidae. The record is from RefSeq and is a predicted model, not a curated record.